AUGGAAGAACAAAAGGAGCCUGAUUUAUUAGUUAUCUAAGAGAAUUUAUAGAAAAUAAGGAAAUAAUUAGAAAGUGUAUAUAGGAAUAUUGCAAAAUCAUUUCAAGAUAGAAUAGCCAUUAUAAAUACUUGA
Molecule: messenger RNA, 132 nt
Organism: Paramecium primaurelia
Lineage: Eukaryota; Ciliophora; Oligohymenophorea; Peniculida; Parameciidae
Source: the annotation of a GenBank genome assembly